Messenger RNA from Cucurbitaria berberidis CBS 394.84, 518 nucleotides. RefSeq lists its product as uncharacterized. The record is from RefSeq and is a predicted model, not a curated record. The transcript is spliced from 9 exons. Bases 107 to 481 code for a protein of 124 amino acids. NCBI's taxonomy places the organism in Eukaryota, Fungi, Ascomycota, Dothideomycetes, Pleosporales, Cucurbitariaceae.
UGCCUACGCGUUCAGACCCUUACCACCCGAACUUUCAACCUCCCGCCCACAUACGACCAUAGGACGCGCGACGAUACGACCAUACAACGAGCGACGAUACAUGAUCAUGAGCCUUGACCGCAAGCUCUACCCCGCGUGCUCUGUGGAGACCACGUCCAUCGCGCAAGCUAUUACUAAUCGUGGGAGAGCAUCGGCUGUUGAGGCGCAAGCUCACCACCGAACCAAAGCUCGCCCAAAUCUCGGUCCGAGGAUUCAUCCGUGCUUUGACAACAGUCCACGGUUGAAACUCAAAGCCGCCUGGCAAUGCCCGAACAACUCAGUCACCGUUGGGGAAUCUAUGGUUCCGUUGCUACAAUUUUCAGAUGAUGACGCAUCAGGGCUGCUGAUGGCGAUCGUCGAGGGUCUCUCGAUGAUCUAUUCAGCUGACCUGGUAUUGUGUAAACUUUACUGCCUUAAUACUGUGUUAAGGUGCUGGGUAUAGCACCUGAACUGUGAUUUUUAUACUGAUUUCUCCUACU